UUUUCCCGGUUCCUGUUUCUGAUCUCCUCUUCUUCGGUGAUACCUGGCCGGGGCAUCCCGAUAACGCAGCCAUCAGAGCGUCCCUGACAGCUUUUAAAAGCAGCGGCCCGGCGGACAACAUGGAGAUGUACGGUAACUCCCAAAAGAAACGGAAACUAAACAACGUAACGGAGAACUGGGGGAUGCAACGUGCCACUAAUGUCACAUAUCAAGCCCACCACGUCAGCAGGAACAAGCGUGGGCAGGUGGUGGGCACCAGAGGCGGCUUCCGAGGAUGCACCGUUUGGCUCACUGGUCUGUCUGGUGCUGGAAAGACCACCGUGAGCAUGGCCCUUGAGGAAUACCUGGUCUGCCACGGGAUCCCCUGUUACACCUUAGACGGGGACAACAUCCGCCAGGGCCUGAACAAGAACCUGGGCUUCAGCCCUCAGGACCGAGAAGAGAACAUUCGCCGUAUUGCAGAAGUAGCGAGGCUUUUUGCCGACGCCGGCCUCGUCUGCCUUGCCAGCUUCAUCUCGCCCUACGGCAGGGAUCGUCAGAAUGCCAGAAAGAUUCACGAGGCCGCAGGGCUGCCUUUCUUUGAGGUGUUUGUCGACGCCCCGCUGGACGUGUGCGAGCAGAGGGAUGUGAAGGGUCUCUACAAGAGAGCCAGAGCGGGCGAAAUAAGAGGUUUUACCGGCAUCGACUCAGAGUACGAGAAACCCGAGGCACCCGAGCUGGUGCUCAAGACGGACUCGUGCAACGUGAACGACUGCAUCCAGCAAGUGGUGGACCUGCUUCAGGAGAAGGACAUCGUGCCUGUUGACGCCAGCUACGAGGUGAAAGAGUUGUACGUCCAGGAGAACAACCUGGACCUGGCCAAAGCCGACGCACAGAUGCUGCCCGCUCUUCAGAUUGGGAAGGUGGACAUGCAGUGGGUACAGGUUCUAGCUGAAGGCUGGGCCACUCCACUCAGUGGCUUCAUGAGGGAGCGGGAGUAUCUUCAAUGUCUCCACUUUGACUGCCUUCUAGACGGUGGAGUCAUCAACCUGUCAGUGCCAGUCGUGUUGCCGCUGGCUUCAGAGGAUAGAGAGCGCUUGAACGGCGUAACAGCCGUGGCGCUGGUCUACGAGGGCAAGCGGGUAGCCAUCCUUCGCAACCCAGAGUUCUAUGAGCACCGCAAGGAGGAGCGCUGUGCUCGCCAGUGGGGCACCACCUGCAAGAACCAUCCUUACAUUAAGAUGGUGAUGGAAAGCGGCGACUGGCUCGUCGGCGGAGACCUGGAGGUGCUGGACCGGAUCUACUGGAACGACGGGCUGGACCAGUACCGACUGACGCCCAGCGAGCUCAAGCAGAAGUUUAAAGAAAAGAACGCAGACGCCGUUUUCGCCUUCCAGCUGCGCAACCCGGUACACAACGGCCACGCUCUCCUGAUGCAGGACACCCACAAGCGUCUGACCGAGCGGGGCUACCGCCGACCCGUCCUGCUGCUCCACCCGCUGGGGGGCUGGACCAAAGACGACGACGUGCCCCUGCCCUGGCGCAUGAAGCAGCACGCCGCCGUGCUCGAGGAGGGCGUCCUGAAUCCAGACUCUACCAUCGUGGCCAUCUUUCCCUCGCCCAUGAUGUACGCCGGCCCGACUGAGGUUCAGUGGCACUGCAGGGCUCGGAUGGUGGCCGGUGCCAACUUCUACAUUGUGGGCCGCGACCCUGCCGGCAUGCCCCACCCCGACACAGGAAAGGACCUGUACGAGCCCACCCACGGUGCCAAGGUCCUCACCAUGGCUCCCGGCCUCAUCACUUUGGAGAUUCUGCCUUUCAAAGUCGCCGCUUACAACAAGCUCAAAAGAGCGAUGGACUUCUACGAGCCCAAAAACCAUCAAGAUUACGACUUCAUCUCCGGCACACGCAUGCGCAAGUUGGCCCGCGAGGGGGGCAACCCUCCCGACGGUUUCAUGGCUCCAAAGGCGUGGGCCGUGUUAAAGGACUACUACAAGUCUCUGGAGAAGGCCUAAAAGUUCCAGUCAGGCCAACGGAGCUGAAAGCCGAGGACACUGGGGUCUAUUGAUCUUUAAACAGGUGGAAGUUGGGACCAUUGUCACACAUGAACUGUAAAGUGUCACACAUACUGUAUGUACUUCUUUUGACCUUAGGGUUAGGGUGCUGAAGACUUGGUAGGGUUGAGGUCAAGAACCGUUUUUUUUAAGCAGCUUGAAGUCUUUGUUCUGCUUAGAAAAGUACUGAAAGCAAAGAUUAGGUCCAAACGAGCUGCUUUGUUCCGUAACUCCGUACGUUACAUGUCGAGUGCCUUGUCAAACACUUGCCUUGAAAAGGUCCAAAGUGCGCGACAAAAUCAGGACACGCCCACUUCCUGUCAAACAGUCCAACGGUGCAAGAGACGUAUUUAAAAUGAAGACCUGCUGUCACUAACAUCACUUUUUAAUGUCUAUUUAUUCUCCUAAAACUGUCAUCAUUUGAAGCCUGUUUUUGCCUCUUUUCUUACAUCCUCUCUUCCCCGUCUGACCACUUGUCUCAUGUUCACCAUCAUGGCUGGGAUUUGUCAUCUGCCUUGUCCAAUAAAACAUUUAUAGCCAAAGAAAAACUGCUUUAUUG
Nerophis lumbriciformis (worm pipefish) is the source of this 2592-nucleotide messenger RNA. RefSeq names its product 3'-phosphoadenosine 5'-phosphosulfate synthase 1 (gene papss1). Gene Ontology annotation, biological process: 3'-phosphoadenosine 5'-phosphosulfate biosynthetic process; sulfate assimilation. Lineage: Eukaryota; Metazoa; Chordata; Actinopteri; Syngnathiformes; Syngnathidae. The record is from RefSeq and is a predicted model, not a curated record. Gene Ontology annotation, molecular function: sulfate adenylyltransferase (ATP) activity; adenylylsulfate kinase activity; ATP binding.